Botrytis deweyae is the source of this 614-nucleotide messenger RNA. RefSeq lists its product as uncharacterized. The transcript is spliced from 3 exons. NCBI's taxonomy places the organism in Eukaryota, Fungi, Ascomycota, Leotiomycetes, Helotiales, Sclerotiniaceae. The record is from RefSeq and is a predicted model, not a curated record. Gene Ontology annotation, molecular function: chromatin binding; protein heterodimerization activity. Gene Ontology annotation, biological process: resolution of meiotic recombination intermediates; replication fork processing. Bases 276 to 614 code for a protein of 112 amino acids. Gene Ontology annotation, cellular component: FANCM-MHF complex; Fanconi anaemia nuclear complex.
GAAAUGAGAUAUAAAUGUGGAUUCUAGAAUUUUUAGUUUCGGAGGCGGUCUCGCGGUCGAGGUAGUGAGGGUCCCGGCUUGACUUCGGUAAACGCGUUCUCCCUCAGAUGACUUAACGCGACGAUGAUUUUUCCAUUUCAAUUUCGAUGUCAAUUGAUGGAUAGAAAGAAGAUAAAAAGGCAAUUCUCAAAGUAUUGGCAUUUUGACAUUUUGACAUUUUGACCUUAUUGCUUUACUUUGCCUGCCACUUACGAUACCGUGUUAUCUCUCCAAAUAUGCCUCCGAUCGAUGAUGAGCUCCAUGAACGACUCAAAGCAGCUCUUUGGUUUUCAAUUGGAAAGAUCGUGGAGGAAGAAGCCGUGCGGCUCAAUUCAAAUGCUACGAAUCAAUUCAUCGGAGCAUUGACUGAGAUGGUAUGGCAUCAAAUAGAGAAUGUAACGAUGGAUCUCGAAAGUUUCUCCCGACACGCUGGACGAUCAACUAUAACGACGGAUGAUGUGUUACUCGUUACAAGAAGGAAUGAUGCCUUACACGAUAUCAUCAAGGAUUUCAUCGAUCAAGAGAAAGCGAAAUCUACCAAUGAAAAGGGAAAAGGUCGCACGAAGACCAAAUGA